Molecule: messenger RNA, 849 nt
Organism: Malaya genurostris
Lineage: Eukaryota; Metazoa; Arthropoda; Insecta; Diptera; Culicidae
Product: endocuticle structural glycoprotein ABD-4-like
Exons: 3
Coding region: 157-558 (133 amino acids)
Cellular component (GO): chitin-based extracellular matrix
Molecular function (GO): structural constituent of chitin-based larval cuticle
Source: RefSeq, a predicted model, not a curated record
UUUUCAUUAGAUUUCAUUACCAUCUCGUGUUGGAAAGAGUGCAGUCGUGAUCCCGGGGUUCGGCUGGGAAGCAGGGAAAGCUAGCUACGGUCGUGCCAUACAGUGGUGGAAGAAGAUUUUUUGCAGUGAUCCAUUUAAAGUUGUGCCAUCAAAACAAUGAAAAUUGAGCUACUAAUACUGGCAGCGUGCAUCGCGGCCUGCAUCGCGGCACCUCAACGAACCGAGGCGGAGUCAGAAAUCGUUUCUCAAGACACCAACAUCGAGCCGGACGGGUCUUAUCAGUACAGCUACGAAACGGCCAACGGAAUUCGUGGUCAGGAGCAGGGAACGUUGAAACGUGCCAGCAGUCCAGACACCAGCGAUGUCAUCGUGGCGGCCGGUUCGGUCACUUACACCGCACCCGACGGUCAGGUUAUCACACUGAACUACGCCGCCGAUGACGAGAAUGGUUUCCAGCCCCAGGGUGAUCAUCUGCCAACACCGCCGCCGAUUCCCCCGCAAAUCCAGAAGGCCCUUGACUACCUGGCCAGUCUACCACCGGCCAACCGGAGACGUUAGUCCGUUUGGAAACCCAAGACUCUAGUGCUGAUUACUGCCAGACACCGCAUCGGACAUGAUAUGAAGGACCUCGACGACCCGCAAUGACUAAUACUCAAUUGUUUUGUAGUUUGUUGAUAGGAUAAGUAUUGCUGUUGUAAACAAUACCAGUAAACCGUUUUGUUAUGAAGAUAUUCGGAAAAAUGGAAUUUCGUGUUCAAGCUUUGUUGCCAAAUGUUCUAGUAAAUAUACAUAUACAAUAGUGCACAUAACCACAUAGUUCAAAGGCGUUAAUAAAAAACGCAAAUGAAA